GCCCGUGAGUCUCGCGAGAGCCUCGCGGGCUAUAAAGGCAGCGCCACACGCGCCCGCGCCUGUCGUCUUCCUGCCUCGCUGCCCCGUGUUUCGUCUGGGGAAGUUUUCCCUCCGGCUGAUAGCAAGAUGUCUUCAGGAAAUGCCAAAAUUGGGCAUCCUGCCCCCAGCUUCAAAGCCACAGCUGUUAUGCCAGAUGGUCAGUUCAAAGAUAUCAGCCUGGCUGACUACAAAGGAAAAUACGUUGUAUUCUUCUUUUACCCUCUUGACUUCACUUUUGUGUGCCCCACGGAAAUCAUUGCUUUCAGUGAUAGGGCAGAAGAAUUUAAGAAACUCAACUGCCAAGUGAUUGGUGCUUCUGUGGAUUCUCACUUCUGUCAUCUGGCAUGGAUCAACACUCCCAAGAAACAAGGAGGAUUGGGACCCAUGAACAUUCCCUUGAUAUCUGAUCCCAAGCGAACCAUUGCUCAGGAUUAUGGCGUCUUGAAGGCUGAUGAAGGUAUCUCCUUCAGGGGCCUCUUUAUCAUUGAUGAUAAAGGUAUUCUUCGGCAGAUCACUAUUAAUGACCUUCCUGUUGGCCGCUCUGUGGAUGAAAUUCUGAGACUAGUUCAGGCCUUCCAAUUCACUGACAAACAUGGGGAAGUGUGCCCGGCUGGUUGGAAACCUGGCAGUGAUACCAUCAAGCCUGAUGUCCAAAAGAGCAAGGAAUAUUUUUCUAAGCAGAAGUGAGCACUGGGCCAUUUUAGUGCUCUUUUUUUUUUCUUUUUUAGUACUCCCCCUCCCAGGUUAAAAACAACAAGAAUGUGGUGUGGUUGGAGAAAAGCCUUCUCUGAUGGGUUGGUGAGGUCAGUUUGUUCUUCCACUGGUGGGAAUGGCCUGAGCUGUGUUGUAGGGCAGACUGUCUAAUGUAUAUUAUGUAUCAGCAGUCCCAGUGACUUUUGUAGUGUUUAUUAAAGUUGAAUUGAGAUCUUG
Messenger RNA from Jaculus jaculus (lesser Egyptian jerboa), 969 nucleotides. RefSeq names its product peroxiredoxin 1 (gene Prdx1). Gene Ontology annotation, cellular component: cytosol. Gene Ontology annotation, molecular function: thioredoxin peroxidase activity. Gene Ontology annotation, biological process: leukocyte activation; cell redox homeostasis; removal of superoxide radicals. The transcript has 6 exons. NCBI's taxonomy places the organism in Eukaryota, Metazoa, Chordata, Mammalia, Rodentia, Dipodidae. The record is from RefSeq and is a predicted model, not a curated record. The coding region runs from base 127 to 726 and encodes 199 amino acids.